AUGGCCCUGUGCCGCUCGGAUCGAUAUAAUCUAUAUGGAUAUCUUGAUUUAAAAAUUCUUAAUGAAUAUGGUGAAUAUGCCAAUAGUCUGUGUGAAUUUGUUUUAAACACAAUCGUAGUUGAUUAUGUUGUACAAAUAUCAAUCAAAAAUCAUAAAAAUUCACUCAAUAGUUCACAGUCAAACUAUGGAGCUUGUAUUUCGUUAAAUAAUAUUAAUUUAGAUACUGAUUUUAUACCUUAUGGAGAAAAAAUGCGUCGUAUUUGUGCUAUGUCAAAAUCAACAUUGUACGAUCUAAAAACAACUCGAUUAGUUCAUCCAUCAUGGAUCGUACGAUUUCCGCUUAAUUAUAAACGUGUAUUACGUGCAUUUGCAUGUAAUCUUCGCCAUUUAGUGAAAAAAAUCGGUGAUAUCGAAGGAUAUGUUAGUCAAGCGAAUUUAAACGAAGAAAUCAUUCGUUAUCAUGCUAUAUCAGCUGCAUUAACAACAGUGAAAUACGAUCUGUUAACAUUAUAUGUUACUAUUCGUUCUGGGAAUCUUCGAGCAACGAAAACAUCUUUUUUAUAUCCGAUUUUAAGUGAUACACAGCGAUGGUUAACAUAUUCAUAUUAUCAGAUAAAAAUGAUUCUUUCGACUUUUCCUGGUUCAAAUUUUAGUCGCAAUUCAAAAAACCGAACACAAACUAAAGGCUGUUUUCAAACAUUAAAUAUGAUAAAUAGGAAAUUCAAAAAACCUAUGGAACAAUUGGAAACAAGUUCAAAUAUCAGUAAAACAGAACAAUUGAGUAUCAAUCAAGACUAA
Rotaria socialis is the source of this 798-nucleotide messenger RNA. The record is from the annotation of a GenBank genome assembly. NCBI's taxonomy places the organism in Eukaryota, Metazoa, Rotifera, Eurotatoria, Philodinida, Philodinidae.